AUGAACCAACCCAAAGACUCUAAUGACGUGGAAUGGUUCUUGAAAGAGCUAUCCAAGAUGAGCGACAACAACGGUCAAGCGCAACCCGAUCAUAGCAGCACACCUAAAAACUUUGCUUCUGGAAUUGAUUCUUGGGGAGGUCUGCAAAUGGAAAGGGAGGGUGAUAGUUUUGGUACCGAGUGCCUCAUACCCAACGACUGGAAGGACACUGGUGUUAAUGCAACAGACAACCGUGCUGUGUACCUCAACGAGACAGCCAUGAUGGCACCUCCCCUUGGGCUUGAAACUUUACCUCUGCCAGACCAAGCGACAACCCAUAAUACCACCAGCGGUUCAAUCCUAGAGAGCGUAAGGCAAGAGUUGAAAAGGAGAGAUCAUGAGAUGCAGCAGGUCAAUGCGAAGCUGAUGACUGUAGAGGAGUACAUAAAGAACACAGCUCGGUGGAUUGAAACACACAAGGCAAUCACAAUGCCUCCAGAUCACUCUACACUGAUAUCGUGGCCAAAUGAAGGACCCACCGGAGGAAUCCACAUGACAGCUCUAGAUGCCAUGAAGCGCAAGCAAGAAGAAAGAGAUGGAGAACUACGUGAGAUCAAAGAAAAAAUCGGAGCCAUUGAAGAUUAUGUCAUUCAAGCAACGCAGUGGAUGAAGAAGUUACAUGAAACUAUCUCGCGCUGGGCAGAUUCCCCCUAA
Messenger RNA from Lasiodiplodia theobromae, 693 nucleotides. RefSeq lists its product as uncharacterized. The coding region runs from base 1 to 693 and encodes 230 amino acids. The transcript has a single exon. The record is from RefSeq and is a predicted model, not a curated record. Lineage: Eukaryota; Fungi; Ascomycota; Dothideomycetes; Botryosphaeriales; Botryosphaeriaceae.